Molecule: messenger RNA, 11815 nt
Organism: Globicephala melas (long-finned pilot whale)
Lineage: Eukaryota; Metazoa; Chordata; Mammalia; Artiodactyla; Delphinidae
Gene: KCNK9
Product: potassium two pore domain channel subfamily K member 9
Biological process (GO): stabilization of membrane potential; potassium ion transmembrane transport
Cellular component (GO): plasma membrane
Molecular function (GO): potassium ion leak channel activity; outward rectifier potassium channel activity
Source: RefSeq, a predicted model, not a curated record
UGAGCCGAGCAAACUUCGUGGACCGGCCGACGCCUGGCUGGGACCCCACCGCGUCCCGGCUCGCCCGGGUGGACGCAGCGCGCUCGGACCUUCGGGCACCCGGCCGCCCCAACCGCUGCACCUGCUCGGCCCCCUCCCCGCUCGCUGGGGACUCCGGAGACGCCGCCACUUCGCAAACUUUUUCACCCCCAUCAAAGGGGAACGCGGAGGGGUAAAAGGGGCAGGAGGUCCCGCGGGGCGCGUGCGGACCUGUGGUCUCCUAGCUGGGUGCCGCCUCCCCGGAGCCGACCCGGAGGGGCGCGGGCCCCGGCGGCCGCGCUCCGGCUCCCGCUCCCGCCCCUGCUUUUCCGGCGGGAGCUGGGGGCGGGGUGCGGAGGGCAGCGAGGCCCGCGCGGUGCCCGGCGGGGCCGCCGUGCAUGGCCCUGCGCAGUGGGGCGGGCUGUUUCGGCCGGGUCUGGCGCAGGGUGUCGGGGCUCCCGGACGCCUGGCCCCGGCGCUCGAGCAGCCUCCUGUGCCUGUCCGCCUUCUCGCCCGAGCCCGGGCCCGCGCCGCCCCUGCCCCGCCAGCCGCCUCGCGGUGGCGGCGGCUGUGGCGGCCCCGGCGGAGGGGGGCCCCCCCAGCCUCCCCGCCCCCCGCCUCCCCGCUGCUGCUGCUGCUGCUGCUGCUGCUGCUGCUGCCGCCGCCGCUUACAACUUGGAGGCGGCGGCGGCGGCGGCGGAGGAGGCGGCGGCGGCCGCCGGGCGCUGCAGUGGGACGCGCGCGGCUGCGAGCCUGCGGGACAUGCCCCCCGCGCCGGCUCCUUGCUGGCGGCCAUGAAGAGGCAGAACGUGCGGACUCUGUCCCUCAUCGUCUGCACCUUCACCUACCUGCUGGUGGGCGCCGCCGUCUUCGACGCCCUCGAGUCGGACCACGAGAUGCGCGAGGAGGAAAAACUCAAAGCGGAGGAGGUCCGGAUCAAGGGCAAGUACAACAUAAGCAGCGAGGACUACCGGCAGCUGGAGCUGGUGAUCCUGCAGUCGGAGCCGCACCGCGCUGGCGUCCAGUGGAAAUUCGCCGGCUCCUUCUACUUUGCCAUCACGGUCAUCACCACCAUAGGUUACGGGCACGCUGCUCCGGGCACGGACGCGGGCAAGGCCUUCUGCAUGUUCUACGCGGUGCUGGGCAUCCCGCUGACACUGGUCAUGUUCCAGAGCCUGGGCGAGCGGAUGAACACGUUCGUGCGCUACCUGCUGAAGCGCAUCAAGAGGUGCUGUGGCAUGCGCAACACGGAGGUGUCCAUGGAGAACAUGGUGACCGUGGGCUUCUUCUCCUGCAUGGGGACGCUGUGCAUCGGGGCGGCCGCCUUCUCCCAGUGCGAGGAGUGGAGCUUCUUCCACGCCUACUACUACUGCUUCAUCACGUUGACUACCAUUGGCUUUGGGGACUACGUGGCCCUGCAGACCAAGGGCGCCCUGCAGAGGAAGCCGCUCUACGUGGCCUUUAGCUUUAUGUAUAUCCUGGUGGGGCUGACGGUCAUAGGGGCCUUCCUCAACCUGGUGGUCCUCAGGUUCCUGACCAUGAACAGCGAGGACGAGCGGCGGGACGCCGAGGAGCGGGCGUCCCUCGCCGGCAACCGCAACAGCAUGGCCAUCCACAUCCCCGAGGAGGCGCGGCAGGGCCGGCCCCGGUACAAGGCGGACGCGGCGGACCUACAGUCCGUGUGCUCCUGCACCUGCUACCGCCCGCAGGAAUACGGUGGCCGCUCGGCGGCGCAGCAGAACUCCUUCAGCACCAAGCUCGCCCCCCAGUACUUCCACCCCAUCUCUUACAAGAUCGAGGAGAUCUCACCAAGCACAUUAAAAAACAGCCUCUUCCCGUCCCCUAUUAGCUCCGUUUCUCCCGGGUUACACAGCUUUACCGACAACCACAGGCUGAUGAGACGGCGGAAGUCCAUCUAGGGUCUGGGGAGGGAAACACAAACAAGUCAUUUGUCAUAGCUGACGUUAAGUCUCAUUGGCCCCCCUUGUCUUAUUUAUUGAUUAUGGUUAUAUCCUUUAUUGUUAUGAUUGUUGUCAUCAUUUUUUCUUUCUCUCCUUCCCUCUUUCUUGGUUUCAUUUCUUCCCCACCUUCCCAGCGAGACAGAGCAGGCCAAAGGGAAAAAAGGAAAGGCCCGUCUUCCUGUGAAACUCGCAUCUGAGCAUGAAGCAUGGAUUUCUUCCUUCUUCCCAGCAAAGUAUGCCUUACAUUUCUCCCCAGCCCGCCCCACCUCUGGGGUGGCUUUCCCAGGACAGGUGUGAGACCCAGGCAAGGAGACAGAGCCCAGAGGAUACCUGACCCAAAGUUGCACACGCGGCUGAGAGCCUCGAGUGCCCACCCACAGUGGUGUCUCUGACCCAACUCCUUUCUCUUUUCCUCCCCAAGCAGUGGGUGGCCGAAUGUGUGUGGUCUGAGUGUGUGUGAAUGAGUGCACACACCAGUGUGCUUCUGAUGUGACAGAAUGGAAAGUAUCAGGUAUUCAUCCUUCUUCUCCGUCACACAAUUUUGUUAAUAGCCUGCUUUCGGCCGCUUCCAAACAAAACGGGAAAACAAACAAAACCCACGAGGUUUCUGAUUUAUCAUCUUGCCAAAUCAUGCAUGUUCCACAAGCAAUCUUUAUCCCAGAUACGUCAUGACCACAUUUUUAAAACGCUAGAUUCUAAAUUAUAUUAACUUCUUUUUAGGGGGUGGGUGGGCAAGCCGACACGGAUCAUUUUAGCUUGCCAGUUCAAAAAUUUUUUAAACAAGCAUGCACUUUGUUAAACUGGUAUGCGUUAUCAACACAAGAAAACAAAACUAGCAAUGGAAUAAUCAAAAGCCAAUAAUAUUAAUUUAUCAGAGACAUUUUUAAUUUCACCACCUCUAGUUCCAACGAUUUUCCGUGUAACUGGACGUGUUGGGGAAACUGGAAAACUGUUGCAACCACAGAGUAUCUUAUUCUCUCUUAUUUGUGUGAUGACGAUGACUUGUGUAGCACCUACCUACAUGAGUAAGAACUACAGUUCGGGAUGCUUGGGUGAGAAUGGGUAUUGGUAAGUGGACGUGGUUUCUUUUCCUAAUGAAAAACGACAGGGCAUUCCUCAUUUUAAAGAAUAUAUAUAAUGUAUUUUAAGAAAGAUUGUCUCUAACUGCAUUUGAUUUGUAAAUAAGGGAAUGUUGAUGUUGGUCUCAGGAAGAGUUUGGAGGCAAGGAGCUGCGUCUUGGCCUGCUGGGAACUUGUCAGUCUCGGGGUGAUCUUUUUCUGAAUAAUGGAGAAAUUCCUCCCCACUCUCAAUAGGGGAUGACCCCAAAGGGAAGGCCUGCUAACAUCCUUGGGGGGCGGGGCUAUAGAACAUAGCACGUUGGAGGCCCUUUCCAAGACAGGAAUAAAGCAAAGUCUCACCUGCAGAUUCACGGGGGGACCUUCAUUUCCCUCAUCACUGUCUCGGCCAUUUCUAAAAAUCAGCCAUCCUCACUUCCCUUUUUCAAAUUCUUCCAGCUCUUGGACAGCAAUGGGCUUUGGCUGGGCUGCCCAGGCGCGGAUAAUCUUUGAUCUAUAAAAGAGAGAGAGGCACUGAGAGGAUGAGUGAUUUGCUCAACGUCAGAGAGCUGGUCUUUGCUAGAACUGAGACAUUAGUCUCGGUCCGGACCCCAAAAGGGUCCAAGGAGCUGUGACCCCACCACACUAUGGCACCCUCAUUCAGCCCUCAGAUGAGGGAACCUGCAUCUUUCUCCACAGCUAAGUGUACCAGGCUUUUAGAGUCAGUCAGAGGUACACGGGUUCAACCCUUCACUCAGAACUGUUCCCCUCACCAUGUACAGUGGUCAUAAAGUGACCUACUUCUGCUUGAAUGCUUCCAGUGACAGGGAGCUCCUCCCUUCGCAGGGAAGUUUAGAAAACAUCCCAUAAUCUCUCUUCCCACAGAGCUGACUCUUCUUUGUAGGAUUAAGGAUGGUAAGAUGAAGUCUUUCCUGUUUGCAGGAUGACCACCAACUUAAGUGUCUGAAGCAACUUGGAAUUUCUCUUGGUUCCAUAUCCUAGCCCCCCCCCCCAACCCCCUGCCCUUUGCUACCAGCUCAGCCCCUGAAGGACACGUACCGAGUCUUCUGUUCCAAAGGUAAACAUCCUUGUUUAUGCUCAGAGCGUUCGGGGGUGGAGGGGAACCUCGGUUUGCUCCCCUUGUGAUGUCCUUCUUUUUCUCAGAUGCUCGAGCUCUUCCCUACCAUGCUGUCUGGCCAAGGAGUCCUCUAGGUGCCUCCAGUGAGGUGCUCUGAUGGGGGCACUGAGCCAGGAGUUCUCCAGGGUUCUCGUCUCUUGAUAAAGCAGGCCUGGGGCAUCUCCAGCUAGAGCUUGGCCCACCCCAUCCGCAUUGGAAUCCUCAAAAGCCAGGGGGAAGCUUAGUCUGAGUCACCUUGCUGAGGUCCCUCAUCUUCAGGAAAGGAAAUCGAGGUCCAGAAAGGCUGGACAUGACUCUGAGGCCCCACAGCCAGAACUUAGGUCUUCCCACUUGUUUAUCCUGCUGCUUCGUCACUGCUGUCACACCCUCCAAACAGUCCUCGUUGCUGGACUUCUCAGCGUCUCGGACCCAGGUCUCUCUUCCCCCUUCACAGCUGAUGAUUUCUUUCUUUCAGCCCAGGUUUCCCACACCUUUCUUCCAGUUGACCACACCCACUCAGGGAGGGGGGAGAAAUCUCACCAGGUUGUUUGAAUUUGGGCCCCAACUUCCGUUAGAAUGAGCUGAAGAAGAGCCACGUUCCACCAGCAUCACAGGAGGUUGGCCUGCCACGUGGUCCCUGGUGGGGGUCUAGAAAUCAACAUGCCACAUAGAUACUCAAAGGGAUUUUGGACUCUCACUUGAAUGCUCUCCAACUAGGAGAUCUCAACCCAUCCCCUCCAUCAAAGACAAAAGGAAGGUAGGCAGUGGUACCCGUUAGUCCAGCAGCUCUGAGUGCCAUGCUUUCUAGAGACCAUCCCAUUUUGAUCUUUAUGACAUCCAUCCUGGGUGGAAGGUGCUGUCAUGCCAUUGGUCUACUAGAUUCUUUACAUAGGAGUGAACCAACCUGUUUGGCUUUUGAGAUACCCAGUUAGCCCCAGAGCUGGGAUCGGAGCACUUCUUUCCAUCCACACCACUCUGUCCUGAAACUCGGGCAGCAGCCUCUUAAACACAGCAGGCUGCCUGGUGCUCGAAAUUUAAAUACUCUCUCUGAAGCAUCUGUUGUGCUCCACUGUGCAUCACCAAUUGGGAGGAGGGUACCUGCACUUUGGAAUGAUCACAGCAGAUCACUUGCAGCCCAGGAAUCCCCACUGGGUCCCUCAUCCUUCCAGCAGAGGAAGCAGAUGGACGCAGACCGCCGCCCAGGAGGCCUGGCUGUGCAGGUGCUCGUCAAAACCCAUCUGUAGGAAAGGGUGAGUUGACUGGUUAAUCUCGGUGCACCGUCGUUUGGUCUCUGCACACGGGGCCUCGGCUGGGAGAAUAUCUGGAUGGUGACUUGGAAACCUGCAGAUAAGCCCAGGCAGGUCAUUUUUCUUUGCCUCCAGAUCUGAAAGCCUUGAUUCCUAGUGAUUCCUGGUCACUAGCGGUUUGAAGCUGGAGGGAAGAAUGGUUUGGAGGCAUUCGUUGUGCACACUGAGUUGGGAGGGGAAGGUGAGAGAGGUAAAAAUGAUUAAAGAAGGAAAACCACCCAUCGCUGAGGUUUUCGGCCCUAUUUCUUUAGGUAAACUUCUUCUUAAAUAAUAGGCCCUAAUUAGGGUACCCGUUAAGGGCAUCCACAGAGGCGUGGGGUCUGAGGCCUGUGCCGGACUAUGUCCGUUCUCUUGGUGGGACGGGCGGUGUCAUCUGUCCAACACUCCGAUGAAUUGUAUCUUCACCCUGAAAGGGGUGGGAUGUGGGGUCUGUCACAUGCAGGCCUGCUGCCUGGGAGUGGCUGACGUGUGUUUCUUACAGAGUCAUGGUUUGUGUGGGAGCCCGGAAGGAUCCCGGCAAGGAAAGUUUGGCAGGACGGGGACCCGGUUCUCACCUCCAGCUUCACUGGGCUCCCCUGUAGCUUCCUCAUCCACACAAUGGGCCAAUGUGGGCUGAAUUUGUGAGCAUGUAGCACAAAGUCAACUUGACCGAUGGAGACAUCUGGCCUGAUGUUCUGGCCACUGGGCACACUUGAGGGUUGAGCCGCAACAUUGAAAACCCAAAAUCAUUUCGCUUGGCAGCAUCCUGGGAGCUGGGAAGAUGGCGAGUGAGUAGGCAGAGGCGUCAAGAAGGGUGGUCAUCGUGCAAACCAAGGCCCCGUGCGUUCUGGGUUCCCCAAGGCCCUGGGCAUACAUCCAUUUUAUGUGGUUAUUUCUUGAGCACACCUUAGUAGAGGUUGCUGUUUUGCGGGGAGCGGGGAGGGAAACCUAUUGCCAUGAUUCCUCCCUAUCGCCCCAACUUUCUGUUGUGAAAAUUCCAGAUUUACAGAAAACUUCCAUAUCCCUUUCACCCAGACUCACCAGCCUUCAGAACUUGGCCACAUUUGCUUAAACCACCCCCCCCCCCACAUUCAUACCCAGGGGCAUUUGGAGAAUGAAGUGACGUCUGCAACUUUUAGGUGGUUUGGCCAAAGGGAAGAAUUGUUUCUCUCCCAGGAACAAAAGCCUUCUCUUUGGUAACAAUGCUGUUAUCACCCUUAAGUUUAGCAGUCAUACAAUGAUAUUGUCUGAGACGCAACCCAUAUUCACAUUUCUCACGUCCCAAAAAUGUCCUCCAGGGCCUUUUUGUGAAUCUGAGAGACAAUCCAAGAUUGCAUCCCACAUUGCUUGUCUGCUCACCCCAGACUCCCCCAGUCUAGGAUGUUUUCUCCGUUUUUGUUUGUCGUGACGUUGCCACUUUGUUGUCUGAGCCAGUUCUGUUGUGGGCGGGCCCACGACGUGCCUCUGUUUCCUCAGGUUAAGGAAUUAAAGGUGAUGUUGUUACGAUUAAUGCGUUUGAGAAAUCUGACUCUCUGGAGACCUCUGUGAGAACCUCUUUCGUCCUAGAUAAAAAAGGCAUAUUAAGUGCUGUUCUCCUUUGCUGGAGACACGAACUGAAGCUGUAGGAGAGGCGUCCAGGAGCCCCUGGAUGCUGGGUCUCGUCACCAAAGCCGAGCAAGGCUCUGCUGUUUCUAACUUCUCACGUGGAUCUCUCUUCUCUGCUGAGAGUCAGCAAUCUUUCCCCUAAACACCUGUGGGGAUGACGCAGCUAUAAAUAGACAUAAAGCACCAAGACAUUCUUUCAUGGGUUGUGAAGGGUAGCAGGUGUAGCCCAGUAGAGUAGUUGGAAGGAUGCCCAUAGGCCAGUGGGGUACUCGGCACCCAGUUGCUUCUCAUCUCUGUUUGAGAUGUGUGUUUGCACCGGCAAGUUCUAUAGCAUGGCCUUCUCAGUUCUGGUAACACAGAGCAACCCACUGGCUGAGGCACGGUCCCUUUAAUUUUGAUCAAGAAAAUAUGUCCAUACAGAUUCCCGCCUCUGAGCCUUUGCCCAUUCUGUUCCCGCUACCUGGAAGGUAUCCCUGCUGCUCUCCAGCACGGAGGUGGAGAUGGGAGCAUACUUUAAAAGCUCCUUCUGACUAUUUGUUCCAUGAGGGACUCAAUGAUGUCCUCCUCUGGGGUCCCCAGUCCUUCUUUCUAUCAUGGACAAAUACACUGGGAAGCAAACCUCCAGUGACCCGGCCAUGGGAGCUAUACGUUCCGGGCAGCGCCCACAGCAGGGCAUAAAGACAAUCAGACUUCCAGCAUCUUGCCUAGAUGGCCACUCGUCACUGUCAUCAAGGCACAUCUUAACGUCACUGCCAGACUUUGUUCCAUCCCUGGAAACCGAUGCACAUCCACGGGAUGAAAACCAUCACCCCACCGUUGGCGAUUCAGAGGCAGUUGCCUGGCAGAGUUGGGUGGGCCACGUGCAAUAGGGCCACAAGCUGUCCACAGCUGGGCAUUUCCCAUAGAGCAGGAGAUCGGUACAUCUUCAGAUGCCAGCGGCACGCUUGUGACAUUUUGCCCUGGAGUGAGUGAGCCCUUGAUGCGAGUGUCAACAGGAACCAGGGCAGCACCGUUUUCUCAGGGGAGUACUUCCGGUAGAGGCUGAGUGGGGUGGGGCACACACGGCGAGGGACAGGAUCCCCGGCCUCGGCUCUGCACCUGCCCAGCGCUCGCUCUGGGGCCCUGAGACAGGACAGGGCAGGCUCUUCUUUCUCUGCAGAGCAGCGUGAGGGAAUAAAGCUGCAUGCACACCUGGGACCGGCUUCUGCCGUUCACAGGCAGGUGGUGGUUUUGCCUCUCUGAGCCUCCGUGUGCCAGCCUUUAAAGUUGGAGAUUUCAGAUAAACCCCACUGCACAGGGUGCCUACAAGAACAGCAUGUGGCAGCAUCGGGCGCCUGUUCUGAGCAGAGUGCCGAGUAGAGUUCUUCACACCGCUUGCAUGUCUCCUAAAGGCCGGUCCAAGGCUCCUGCAAGCUUACUCCCGGGCACUUGACUAAGUCCAGCUAUGGAAAGAGGUGAUCAGUCUGGUGGAGGAACGCAGGCAGGGCUUCAGGGAGGAAUUGGCUUUUGGUAAUCUUUGAGGAGAGGCUUGAAGGAGCAAGUGGGCACUGUUGCAUGGGCAGAGGCCCAGGCGUGGGAAGGGGCAGGGAGCAGCGAUUUCACCCAGUGCUCCGUGGCUUCCCUAACACAGAGCCACACCUGAAAGAUGAGUCAGUGAGCUGUCAAGGCCCUUCACAAGCUGGUCACACCUUAAGUCAUCCAGGCUACUCUCCUGCUCAAGAACCUUCCAUGGCUCCCCAGUGCCCACACAUUUUAUUUCAAGGUCCUUCGCUCUAACACCCAGAGCCUGAGCCUUGGGCUCUGAUGGAGGAGCUAUCCAUCCUGAGAUCCCUACUGGGUUCUCCUCUGAUUACAAAAGUCUGAAACUAGAUCCUGGAGUCUCAUCCAAUUUGAAUCCUGUGGCGUCCUAUUCUUCAGGUGGAGGUUUUCUUCCUUCUUCUGGACGUUAGGUCUGAUUUGCAUAUGGGAAUAUUUCUGGAUAAGAUCUACUUGGUCUUUCAUUUAAGCAUCCUGGGGGCUUGUUCUGGUGCAGACUUCCAACAGCUUGAGCAAAGAUUAGCAUGAAACCACUAAAAGGAAAAUGUAUAAUUCUUGGGCUUCCUUGGCGUGAAGAAUUCGCUGUUUCCCGAGACUCUGGGAGCAACAGAUUUUGUGACUGCCUGUGACCAGGAAUCAGGGAUGGAGAGAGGAGAAGAGGACGCACUUGAGGGCAAGGUAACUUUUUACUUGGAGAGUUUUUAUUCUCCACAUCAUCCCAUCACUCUCGGAUCCUAACUUCAGCCUCUUGGAGGCUCCAGUCGAGUUGCCUGGGGACCCCUACCAUCCAGAGAGCAGCUCUUGAUCUUGAAGAGGGAGGUCUUGUGAAGUUUAGCUAUAAGCCUCGACCACUACAAACAUAAAACCUCAGCUUUGCCCCUUCCAGCUCCUGAGCACUGGGGGGUGGAGGCCUCAGGGCCUUCGUAAGCACCCACCCGGGCAACAGCUUUCUUUCCUUCCUCUUUGUAAUCAGGCCAAGUGGCCUUGGGCAAGUCACUUCCUCUCCGACAAAGGAUGGAAUGGCCAGGGGAGAGGCAGAUGCUGGUGAAGAUGACAGGAGGUCAGUGUCAUUAUGUUCCAUGCUCUUGGUUGACAUUUCUUUGGGGGGGGGGUGCUUUGGAGGCAGGAUGGCCAAGUCCUCCCAAGCAUAGGGUUCCUGAGCGGGGCCAGCUCCUUCCCCCUGGGGAACGUCACAUUUUCCAGGUGGAGUUGUUCUAUAGCCCUCCUCGCACCAAAGAAUCACGUCUUUACCCAGCUCCUCUGACCCUUCUGUUGACGGGUUCUCCUUUGUGGCCCUGCUCAGUCCCACGUGGACCAAACGCUUGGCGAUGGGGGGUGGGGCGGGCAUUGCCCAGUGAACCGAAGUCCCCCCUUUGCCUGACAAACCUUGGGGAAGUCCUACCUUUCCUUAACCUGAGAGAUCAAAGCAGCUACUGAUGUGAGCUGCAACAGUGGCUCUGCAGGGCCCCCUCUGAGCAGUACUCCCUGCUGAUUGAUUCACUUAUCCAGUGAUUAUUUAUAGAGCUUUUGGGCAUCUGCCAUCAGCCUCAGUGAGAGGCCAUUGUGGUGAACUGGACGGUCAAGUUCUGUGGCCUCAUAAGGCUAAAAUUCCACUGGAUCACGUGCUCCCAAGAUGCACAAGUUCUAGAAACAGAGUCAGAUGAGCACUUCUUGGAAUCAGAACCUGGCUCAGCUAUUGCUGCACUUUCUUGAGCUGAAUUUUAGAAGUUGGGUAGAAAAAUAAAAAUCGAAUGAAAGGCAAAACACGAUUAGUGGGAAUCCAAUGAAGCAGAACCCACAAUUAACCAGAUUUCUCUAUAAUUUGAUGGCUCCUCAGAGAAGAACAUGGUCCUGAAAAAGGCUAAUUACAUAUUUGUUUAUUCAGCCCACAAAUAGCAUUUUGACAGCCGUCUGGGGCUGGAAGGGACCUCCAGAGGCCUCCUCAGUCCACCCUGUGCUUUAUCAGAAAUCUCCACGGAACAGAAAAUGCAUUGGAUUAGGUGAUGCUGUUGGCCUUACUGAGUGAAAUUUAAAUAGGAAAACAGACUAACCCCACCUGGAAGGUCUGAGGCUCUUUCGCUUGUCCAUAAUGUUGAUCAGAAGGCUUGUAAUUAAACAAACAGAGGAGACACAGGAAAGAUGUCAGAGAGAAUGAGAUUUUAAGUCACUGAACCGCUUAACAAGAAGGAAGAAUUUCUAGUCUAUUCCCAGCAGGCCAAGAAAUUGCUGAUACUCCCUCUACCAUGUACACUUUUUAACUUAGCCAACCGUGUAUCCUUGUACCUCAAACAUUAAACAUUUAAAAAGUGUCAUUUGUGACCCUAGGCAUAGAAGAAGUUAAGCUUGAAUUAGGUUCAAACUCACACCCGUUAAAAUGAUUGGCCUAUAUGCACAGGGAGUUCAUUCUGGGAGUUGGGGGCACAAAGGUGUGAUACUCACUUAUUCAUCUGGGGCGCGCGCGUGUAUGCACUGACCGGGUAUCUUUGGGUCUCUGGAGUUUUUUCUUUCUUCUUGUAAUCGCUGGACGUUUUCAUGACUGCAUGCUAAAAGGACCUGGGUUUGUUCUGAUGGCGAUGCUGCUGCUGGAAGGCCUCCAGAACAUUCCCGAGGAGUGAUGGAGAUCAGGAAGUUUCUAGCAGAAGCUGGGUCAGCCUGGCCACAGGCCAGGAGGAUGGAACGGUUUGUCCCGAACCCCUAGCAGGGCUCUCCCUUCCCACGUUGGUGGGCGUUUGGGAUUGGAUGGCAGGCCCAACUGUGGUCAAGGCAUCAGACCUUGGGUGGGAAGCCGCACCAGUGAUCCCAACUGGACCACAGUGAACCAGUUUCAAAGAAGCCUACUGUUCCUGUUCGUUUUCCUUUUGUUUAUCUUCUCUGGCCUUCUCCACCCGUGGAGAGGGCGCCUUCACAAAUGGCCUUAGAAUGCCGUUCUGAAGUUUAACAGAAUGAGACAACCAUCAAAUGAAUAUCAGAGGUAUUUACUAUCGCAGCUUAUCUGAAAAAUGAAAAACAAAAACAAAACAAAACUGUAUCACCAAUGUUUACAAGUCCAAGUAGACAUCCAGCCCAUGUAAAAUAUGUAAUUUAUGCAAGGGAUUGCAUCUUUCUUUUGUAACGAAUGCACUAAGCAACCCUGUAUAUAUUUUACAAUGUCUUUACAGAAAAAAGAAAAUCAUUUACUGUAGUGUUGUAAAAUAAUGCACUUUUCUAAUUUUUUCAUUAAAAUCUCUAUGGCACGUU